Pelobates cultripes (western spadefoot toad) is the source of this 10434-nucleotide messenger RNA. The record is from the annotation of a GenBank genome assembly. NCBI's taxonomy places the organism in Eukaryota, Metazoa, Chordata, Amphibia, Anura, Pelobatidae.
AUUCGUGAGACUCAGUGACGUGCGUGCGUCAUUUUACGUAGCUGUCAUGGCGUCAGCUGCGCAUGCGCAGUGAGCUGACCUUCCGGGGACAGAGGCCGCCAUGCCCGGUCCGGUAGAGUUACCUGGGGCUGAGGAUCUCUCUGUACAAGAGGUAUGUGACUUCCAAUUCUUUCUUUAUUUAUUUUAUUGUUCAUGGUGUUUCUCUGUACGGCUUGUAGUAGGUGUGCAUGGUGUGAGGCUGCUCGCAUCCUACCAGCAUAUUGUUAGUGUGUGACUGUAUAGUUUUAGUAUGGGAUACUAACUGGUUGCACCAUACUUGCACCGAUUUCAUGAAUAAAUAGUUAUGCUACACUUAAUGGUGGAAAAAGCACAAGCACCUGCAUAGAUCUGCCUUAUUGCAUUACUGCAGAGGAGUUAUCCCAAUACGUGAUAUUCUGUAUUUAUUAUUUUUAGUAAAGGAUAGCUGCAGCAGUUAUGAUUGUCUUGGUACCGUUCGCCAAUUAUGCGGCAAAUCGUGUUACACUAGUUGUUCAGUUGGCUUAUGCUAUCCUAAUGACAUUGUCAAAGGUAGAAACACUUUUUUGUUAAAGGGACACUAUAGGCACCAGAACAACUACAACUUAAUGUAGUUGUACAGGUGUGUAUAGUCUGUCCCUGCAGGCUUUUUAAUGCCUAGAAACACCUCUAGUGGCAAUCACUCAGACAGCAAUUAGAGGUGCCUCCUGGGUCAGUGCUGCACAGAGUGCACCGAUGAACGUUCCCCAUAGGGAUGGAUUGAUUCAUGCAUCUCUAUGAGAAGCAGUUGAUUAGCACUGCAUAGCAUUUUCCUGUGCAUGCAGAAUAACCUCCCAAUGCUUUUGAAAGUAUUGGAUUGGCUGAGAUAUUGAAUGGGGCGGACCCAGAUAAUGCUGGCAUAAAGGUGAGUAAAAUCAUGUUUACAUUGGUUAUAGGCGGGUCGGGACCCUAAAUAGUGUUAUUAGAGGUACAUCUAUGUUAGCGUAUUUUAUUUGCGGUUUCGUUCAGGUGUGAUUAAGUGGCACAAUAAGCAAAAUAACUAACUCCAAAUAAUAAAAUACACUAAAAUAUACUUUUACCCCAACAUCCUAGGGAAGACAAAUACUAAAUGAGUUAGUUAUUUUGCUUAACUCACACCUGAAUGAAACGGCAAUUAAUAAAAUAUGCUAAAAUACACUUUUUACAGCUAUAGUGACAGAAAUACAAACCACUAUAGUGUUACUUUUAAAAAAUGCAUUUUUUAACUUUAGAGUGUUAAUGUUUUAGAUUUCUUGCCCCCCCCUUUUAAAAUAAUUUAAUUAAAAAAAAAAAAACCUUUUUAAACUUGCCUGUAAUCCAUAGCCACAGCAGUCUUCUUGCUGGGGCCUUUGGUGCUUGCGAGGAAAUCACUAUGUAGAGAUGAAUUGGACCCUGUAUUUUUCUGCGAAAUGCAUUGGACAUGUUUACAUAGAAUGUGACGGCAGAUAAGAACCAUUCGGCCCAUCUAAUCUGCCCAAUUUUCUAAAUACUUUCAUUAGUCCCUAGCCUUAUCUUAUAGUUAGGAUAGCCUUAUGCCUAUCCCACGCAUGCUUAAACUCCUUUACUGUGUUAACCUCUACCACUUCAGUAAAGUAAUACUUCCUGAUAUUAUUUUUAAACCUUUGUCCCUCUAAUUUAAGACUAUGUCCUCUUGUUGUGGUAGUUUUUCUUCUUUUAAAUAUAGUCUCCUCCUUUACUGUGUUGAUUCCUUUUAUAUAUUUAAAUGUUUCUAUCAUAUCCCCCCUGUCUCAUCUUUCCUCCAAGCAUGUUGAGAUCCUUUAACCUUUCCUGGUAAGUUUUAUCCCGCAAUCCAUGAACCAGAUUAUUAGCCCUUCUCUGAACUCUCUCUAAGGUAUCAAUAUCCUUCUGAAGAUAUGGUCUCCAGUACUGUGUACAAUACUCCAAGUGAGGUCUCACCAGUGUUUUGUACAAUGGCAUGAGCCCUCUUCCUACUUCCUAAAAUACACAGAAAUUAAUAGAUCACAUUCUCUGGUUACCCAAAUAGGUGAUUCCUAUUUUAUCUACUUCAGUGGGGAUUGAACCUGUGGCCCAUAAGAUAUGGAAUAAGAUAUGGACAGUGUACUGCUAGUGUAUUAGCCUAUUGAGCUAACCUAACACGUUUGGUGUCAAGUAAUGUAGCCAAAUGCUAAGACGUUCUAAUAUUGAAGGUCUAAAGGAAAAUGUUUCUCUAAUGCAGCAUUUCCUAAUAGGUGUUCUGUGGAACCCUAGGGUUCCGCUAGAACAAAAUUGGAGUUCCACUGCGAUUUGUCAAUCUGGUGACCCAAUGGCCACUUAGGGCUACCCGAUGGGUAUUGAGUUCAGAUGUCACGACCAUUUAAGAGCAGAACUGGGCCCCUGUAAUAUUGGACGCAGACAUAGAGAGUGCCACACUGGAGGGAGAGCGGCAGUAGUGGGGAGUGAGCUGCUCCCGACCUCACACACCAGCCAGCCGCACUCACAGCAAAUUGCCCUCCUGCAGAAAAAAGGUAAGCUAACAGGAGGGUGACUGCAAAUUUAAACAUUAUGAUCUGUGUGCCAAGGUAUGUAACACUGUGUGUAUGUGCCAGUGUUUGUAUCUGUGUGUAAGUGUGCAUCUUCCAGUUUGUGUGUCUGAUUGUAUGUGCCAGUGUGUGUGUGUUUGUUUGUUAAUGCGUAUGUAUAUUUGUGAAGGUAUCUAUGUGGCAGCAUAUGUGCAGACAUCCCAGCAAUCAAUCACCAUGCAAACACACACCCCUGCAAACAUACAAAGAUACCCCUGAACUCCAACUCCAAAAUUACAUACAAACACUAAUACUACACACAAAUGUACAUCUGCAAUUAUAGGCCAACACCACAUCCAAACAUUACAUACAAACACACCUGUAUUAAAAUGCUAAAAUUAUAUACAAACACCAACUCUAUACGCAGAAGCACACCUGCUCCCAAGUACUACAAUCUGUAGAAAUUAGUGUGUGUGUGUGUGUAUAUAUAUAUAUAUAUAUGUGUGUAUAUAUACCAAAAAAACAAAAUAUGCCAAAAAAGUUAAACAUUUCGCUCUGCUUAUUAAAAGGUUUGUGGUACGGCGCAAAUAAUUUUUGGGGUAUCCAAGAUGUUGGUACACUAUGUAAAAGGGUUCCGUGUAAAAAAUUAAUUGGAAACCCCUGCCUAGUCUGUAAAUAUUUUCAUUUAUCAGAAACAACAUUUUUGUAAAUUGCCAAAUAAAAGGAGCACACUACAUUUAGAUUGUAAACUCACUGCUAUCUAGCUAAGCACUUUGUAUAAAAGAGCUUCAGUGGCUAUAUCUCAGCUUACAGGCAGGGCCCUCUCUACCGUUUGUAGUUGUCUGUGUAUAUUGUACGUUCUUAACUAAUUGUACAGUGCUGCGAAAUUUGUUAUUAUAAAUACCAGUAAUAAAUAAAAUACAUAUAGUAUUGUUGGUGCUUAUUGUCCCUUUCUGUGAUUUUGAAAAGAAUACUUCAACUGUAUGCCCACCCUCUAACAGAUGUCAGAGGAAGCUUAUACUUCUCUUUAUCCUUUCAAGUAGUUGGGAACCUACUGAUCGGGUGCACAUGCUCCCACAGGCUCUAACAUAGGUUACUCGGAGUUUCACAAAUAUUACAGAUUGGCAUGUACAGUUUUAAAGGGUCACUAAGGUUACUUACUAGAGUGAGAAUUGUUAUUUCAAAGUGAAUUAAAAUUUUGAGGCAAAAAUAGCUGAACUGGAAACAUUCUCCAAGCCAGCCCUGCUUCGAGUUUGGCUAGUUUACCCUUAAAUUUGGAAAUCACUUUGAACUCUCAACAGUUCUCAUUUUAGCAAUUAACCCUGUAAGUUAAAAUGGACACUCCAGACCCCUAAAGCACUUCAGCUUGCAGGAAAGCUUUGCUUGUGAAGAAUGUGGCCUAUUUUUUUUUUUCACUUUGCAAAAAGUGUAGAUUUCAAAAGAAAUUGACACACUUAUAAAUUAAUCUGGUAACAACCCCUUGGCUUUCAAGCUGAAAACAUGUCCUGUUACUUCCUUGUUUGGUUAGCUUAGUGGAGCUAAACUCGAGAGGCAGUAAUUUCUCAGAGCGUCUGCAUUGCAAAGACUUCUCAUUGAUCUGCAUUGGAAUGUCUUUGAUUGGAAAGUCUGGGCUGGGUUAGAAGUGGAGGGCUUGCAAACGCUGCAGACAAGAGAACUGCGAGUUUUGCAAGCAGUUUUUAGAUAUACCCCAAAUGAAAUAAAUAAAUGUUAUUUGUUUUGUAUUUGGGAAAUGGAGUGUUCCUUUAAUAGAAGGCUAAUGGAUUGGAAUUCAAUAUGUCUGUUUUAGUUAUAUUUGUCCUCUUUCCUGAGAACGAAGUUUUGUGGUUGAUUCUUGGUGUUUGAUCAGUAACUAGAUUCCUCUAAUGUCCAGAAGCUAAAUGUUCUCUCUUUCUCUGCAAUUUUGUUCAGCUUGAUGUAAGUUCUGCUGUGCUAAAGGCUGCAGCCCAUCAUUAUGGAAGUCAGUGUGAUAAACCCAAUAAGGAAUUCAUGCUGUGUCGUUGGGAAGAGAAGGAUCCAAGAAAAUGUCUGAAGGAAGGGAGACAAGUGAAUCAAUGCGCCCUUGAGUUCUUCAGGUAAUACUUUCAUAUACCAGUCUGUCACCAUAACCACUACAGCUUACUUUAGUGGUUAUGGUACCAGGAGUGCCUAGUUACCCGUGACCAUUGUAAGGAGUCAAACAGUUUUUGGGUUUGACAUUUUAUCUAAGAAACAACAAUUCUUGAGCGGGAACUUCAGUUCGCUCUGCUGAGCUGUGCAGCUCGGGAGAGCUAAUGGAAGUUACUGAUUAGAAAAUGUCGGCUGUCCAGAGAUGAUAGUAGAGGCCAGUUACAGGUGUACCUCAGGUAACGGUUUAUGUUUUGAUUAAUUGUAUUUGGGGGGACAAUGGCGCACUCUUGUCACCAAAACCACUACAACAAAUUGUUGUUGUGGUGCAUGGAAUGUUCCUUUAACCCCUUAAGGACUGAGCCAAUUUUACAACUUGUGAUCAAAACAAAAUGUAAACUGUAAUUAACCUCUUUCAUCUUAAGUACACCCACACUUAUUAUAUAUCCUUUUAUUCAAGAAAAACAUGGCUUUCAUUUAACAUCAAAUCUUUAGCUAUGCAACAUAAUUUAAUAUAAAUAAUAUAUAAAAAUGUGAGAAAUGUUAACUGUGAAUGUAAUAAUGCUGUUUGCUGUUACUGCAAUAAAGUACACAUAUUUGUAUUCCACAAUGUCUCACAAGUUAAACAGUAUCCCACCUGUAUAUGUUUUAUGGUGUUUUGGAAAGAUAUUAUAUUUUAGUUUAUACACUUUGAAAUUUGCCAGACUGGUAUUGUUGUCUUUGAGACCGUAUAGUAGCCCAGGAAUGAGAAUUACCCCCAUGAUAGCAUACCAUACCAGUAGACAAUCUCAGUUUUUACAAAUGGGUAUGUCCAGUCUUUUUUAUUAGCCACUUAGUCACAAACACUGGUCAAAAUUAGUUUUUUGCAUUUUUCACACAAAUUAUAAACGCCAACUUUGGCCAGUGUUUAUGACUGUUUGUGUAGUCCAUUUGCAAUACUUUGGGUUGUCUAUUUUUUGCAAAUGGUAUGCCAUCAUGGGGGUAAUUCUCAUUCCUGGGCUACCAUAUGGUCUCAAAGGCAACAUAACCAAUGUGGCAAACUUUAAAGUGAAAAAAACUGAAAUACAAGCCUUGUUUUUGACUAUGUAACUUUCAAAAACAUCAUAAAACCUAUUCAUGGGGGGUACCGUUAUACCUUGGAGACUUCGCUGAACACACAUAUUACGGUGUCAAAACAGUAAAACUUAUCACAAGUAUAUGUACAGUUUACUUCACCCCGCCACCUCAGUUGAAAGAAAUUGACAAAGAUGCUUUAAAGUGACACACUAUACACGAUUUUUCACACCUCCCCUUUAUUUUUCUACAUCAUAGAGAUAAUGCGUAAAAAUACUCCAAUUUUUCAAGAUCUAUCACAGGCAAGUACUGCAGCUGGCAGUAUCCUCUUCCAGGAUAGAAACUCCCCAGUUAUUAACCUUACAUUCUAGUAUUUGUUUUAUGAGAUGUUUACUCAUGAAGACUGGAGCUGCCUAGCAAGUUGAUAACAGCAGAUGUAUGGAUGCUUCAAGCAUUCCAACUUAUAGUCCGCCUUACAGUUUUGUAAACCAGGAUGGCAGCAUCGAGAUUCUGGCAUUGUAUUAAUUCACCAGUGGUUCUGACUCUGCAGGGGAAAAGAAAAUACUUUUCCUAUACAUAGGACACAAGGUCACACACUUACACUGGACGUGAGGAAAUGUAUUUACAGUAAGGAUGUGGAAUUCUCUGCCUAAAGAGGUGGUUUUUAUCAGAGUCUAUAUGUUUUGGUUUUUUAAAACAGCAAAAUGGGAAAGCGCUUAGUUUUUUUAAUAUGUUUUACGGUUUUAAAACACUAAUAUUUGUGUUUAGUGAAGUCUCCCGAGAAUAACAGUACCCCCCCAUGUACAGGUUUUAUGGUGUUUUGGAAAGUUAGAGAGUCACAUAUAAGGCUUGCAUUUCAUUUUUUUGACAUUGAAAUUUGCCAAAUUGGUUAUGUUGCCUUUGAGAGUGUAUGGCAGCCCAGGAAUGAGAAUUACCCCCAUGAUUGCAUACCAUUUGCAAAAGUAGACAACCCAAGGUAUUGCAAGUGGGGUAUGUCCAGUCUUUCUUAGUAGCCACUUAGUCACAAAAACUGGCCAAAUAUUAGUUUUUUGCUUUUUUUCACACAAAAACAAAUAUGAACACCAACUUUGGCCAGUGUUUGUGACUAAGUGGCUACUAAAAAAGACUAAACAUACCCCACUUUCAAUACCUUGGGUUGUCUACUUUUUCAAAUGGUAUGCCAUUAUGGGGAUAAUUCUCAUUCCUGGGCUACCACACCGUCUCAAAGGUAACAUUACUAAUCAGGCAAAUUUCAAUUUGAAAAUGGAACGUUCUAUAUUUGACCCUGUAACUUUCCAAAACACCAUAAAACCUCUUAAUGGGGGGUACUGUUGUACUCGUGAGACAUCGCUGAUUACAAAUAUGUGCAUUUUUUUGCAGUAAAACCUAACAGUAUUAUGACAUUAACAGCUAAAAUGUCAGACGGAAAUACAAAUUUAAAAAAAACAAAACUUAUUUUCUCAAUUUUAUUUAAAUUUUAGUCAUAAUAAAUUAUGUUCCAUAUAUGAAUAGUUAAUGAUAAAUUAAAGCCCUGUUUCUCCUGAACAAAAUGAUAUAUAAUAAGUGUGGGGGCACUUAAUGUGACAGCGGUGAAUUACGGUUGGACAAACAUAUAGCGCAAAUUCCAGUUUUUGUUUACGUUUUGUUCUGAUCAGAACGUGCACUAUUGACUCCGUCCUGAAGGGGUUAAAUAGGUUUUUGGGGUUUUUUUUGCCUUCGUUUAGAACAGGAAAAACAGAUGUGAGAAAGACUGACCUUAAUGGAUGAAUGUCUUUUUUCAGCCUAUGUAAAUGUGUAAAAAAAAAAAAAGUUUCUUAAAACCCACCUCUUCAGAAUAACAUGUGACCCUGUGAAGCAAGUCAUUCGUCAAAUAUAUAGCUUUCUCUCACAUUAUUUAGUUAUAUCGUCACUUUAAUGUCACCUUACAAUUUUGCUCAUUUCCACCUGUCCCUUGGUUGUAAUUCCCAGCGGUACUUUUCCUAUUGUGUUUUUAUACUCCACCCCCUAUAGCUUGUUAGCUCCUUCAGGGUCUUCAUCAGCCUAUAAUUCCUGUCAAAAUUCAUAAUAGUUUCUUGUUUAUUGUUAAAUUUCCCUGUUCAUAAUAUUGUCAAAUGCUGCGGAAUAAGUUGGAAUCUGUGUGUGUGUGUGUGUGUGUGUGUGUGUGUAUAUAUGCAGCUACAAAAUAGGCCAGCACUCCAUGAUUUUUUUUAUUCAAAUAUUUUCUUUUCUUAAGUGUGCAUGUGUUACUUUUUUUAUGAGAAAAUAUUCUUACAUUCAACGUAAACUACCAGUACAAAAUACACUUUUUAGUCAGGGAUAUCAUGACCUUUAAUUUAUUUAUUUUACAGGAAGAUAAAGACUCAUUGCGCAGAGCCCUUUACUGAAUAUUGGACCUGUAUUGACUAUUCAAACUUACAGGAGCUCAGACGUUGUCGCAAACAGCAGCAAGCAUUUGAUAACUGUGUUCUUGAUAAGCUUGGUUGGGUGAGGCCAGACUUGGGAGAUCUGUCUAAGGUGAGCUUAUUAAAUACCUUAUUAACUUGAUAUACAUUUGUAGCUUCAUUGCAAGUUUGCAUUUGUUUGAUACUGUUUUUAUGAACUCAUGUAUCCUAUUGGAACCACUUUUCCCCUCACAUUUUAUUAAAUAACGCUCCGAAAUACACUUUAUUAGUAAAUCAGAUACCAGGGAGCCAUGUCUUUUAAAAUACCUUUGGUACUUUUGUCCGUGACUGAUGGUCAACUAUAGUUAUUUAUACACACAAACUGUACACUUUGUUGUUUUUCAGGAAAUGCAUACAUUAAAAUAUAUACUCUUUUAAAGGAACACUAUACGUCAGGAACACAAACAUGUAUUCCUGAUCCUAUAGUGUUAAAACCAACAUCUAGCCCCCUGCCCUCUCCCCACUUGCCCCUCUAAAUAUAGCAAAAUCUUACAUUUAUUCCAGUCUGUUGUUGUUGGCUGAUCUGCCUGCUUGGCUGACAUCAGAAGUGGUGCUCUGAGCCAAUCACAAUGCUUUCACAUAGUAAAGCAUUGGAUUGGCUGAGAGUGUCAAGGAGGCAGAUCAGGGGCAGUGCCAGCACAAGCCAAACACAGCCCUAGUCAAUCCGCAUCUCCUCAUAGAAAUGCAUUGAAUCUCUAUGAGGGAAGUUCAGUGUCUCCAUACAGAGGGAGGAGACACUGAAUGGCAAUACCCCCCCAAGAAACACCUCUAGUAGCUAUCUGAGGGAGUGGCCAGUGGAGGCUUGCACUGCAGUUAGACCCAAAGCAGCUUCUGGUCUCAAAGAAGCUUUUGAUCACUUGUGCCAUUACCUGUACCAUUUCUAUAUCAGACUGAUAACACCCAAGUGUUCUAAAUUUAAGACACAAGCAGUCUAGAUUUGAAAUUCUAGCAAGUUACCUCUGACAGAGAGAGCAAAUGUAGAUUAUUAUUUUUGCCUUUGUUGGAUCUCUUUUAUGAGGUGUGGCUGAAAUCCACCUCAGCACCAUGAGCAUGCAGUCCACAGUUUGGGAUUUGUAGGAAAAAGAAAGCAAAAUGUAAAAAGUGGGAAAGGGCCAGGAUGUGUGUUGGGGUGGAGGGGGAAGAAUGUGUGGUAUUGGCAUUCAAUCUUGGCUGGAUAAAUUGGGCAAUCUUUUUGCAGUACCCAAGUUCAAAUCCCCUAUCAGGAAUUUUUUAAAAUAAUAACCAUAAUAAACACAGCCAAUAACCAACUUUAAAGCUUUAGCAAUAAACUAAACCAUAUACAAAAUACAUGUCCACAACAGUGGCAUAAGAAUAAAAAAAUAAAUGAAAAUCUGAGAAAAUAUUUUAAAUUAUGAUCAAACGGGUAUGCAUUAAAAUGGGGAUAAACAGAGUUUGGAAACAAGCCUUGGGGCAUAAAUUAUACAUUCUAAGCCUUAAAGGAUCAGUCGAAGAACCAUAAACAGUACAGCCCGCUCAGCUGACACUCUCAACCAGUGAUUGUUGUCCUGCAUGAGUCUUGCUUUGAUUUAUAAAAGGCAUCCAGCUUCUCCUACUGGUGAGGACUGGGUUUGGACCGGGCGUCCCUACUGGACUUAAGUUCUCAAACUGUGAACUGCAACAGGGUAUUCCUGACCACCAUAACCAUUAUAAUGAGCUGUAUAUAGUGCUUGAAAUGUUCCUUUAAAAGUAGUAAAAACAAAGUAUUGUGCUAUAAUUCAUCCAGAAGUGUAUAACGAGAAGGAACAAAUAGCCAGCCAGAUAUGUUAAUUCAAGAAAUGUCAUUGGUCAGUGGAGGAAAUCUGUUAUGAAAAGCUCUGGUAUGCUGAACAAUGAAUCGUUUUUCAGGUUGACUUAAUUAAGAGAUCACCUCAAUCAUAUGUGGUAUAUUUUCGUUUGUGUAUUUGUUAAAAUGUACAAUUGUCAUUUGAUUUACUUAAUUGAUCUCAUUAGGUCACAAAAGUGGAAACUGACAGACCACUCCCAGAAAACAUCUACCACUCAAGGCCAAGGCCUGAACCAAACCCUCCAAUUGAAGGAGAGUUAAAACCAUCCAAAUAUGGGAGCAGACUUUUCUUCUGGACUUGGUAAAAGGAGCAGCUUUUAUCUGACUAAUAUAAAUAUGUUUCUGAUCUUCCUGCCAUUGACCAGAUUAUUGUAAACUUAGAAAUAAAAUAAAACAUUGCCUGGAUUUCUUGUUUUUUCUUGUAGCAUUUUCCUUCAUUACACUUAUGCCAAGGUCUGCUUCAAACAAAAACCAAGUACAUUGUUUGCAAAAUCUCCAU